Messenger RNA from Saprolegnia parasitica CBS 223.65, 1245 nucleotides. RefSeq lists its product as hypothetical. The record is from RefSeq and is a predicted model, not a curated record. The coding region runs from base 1 to 1245 and encodes 414 amino acids. The transcript has a single exon. Lineage: Eukaryota; Oomycota; Saprolegniomycetes; Saprolegniales; Saprolegniaceae.
AUGGAGCGCCAUCAUAAUGUCGAGGGCUUUGAUGACGCGGCGAUGGCCGCGGGUCCGUGCGACGACGGUCUCUUUCACUUUGAGCAAAAGCACGUCUUCUCAACGCAGAACAAUCCGAUGUGCGGCAUCACUCUGCCGCAGUGGCUCGCAAUCCUCUCUGCCCACGGCCGCCACAUCGAGUGGCCGUACCUCCUGCGCGUGGCCUUUCUCACGCUCUCGUCCCUUUUUACCUUCUCGCUCGGCCUCAUCGAGUCGCUUUGGUACCCGUCGCAUGUGAUUGACGCGAUCCCGCUGCCCGAGGACCCGGUCUUUGUCAUUGGGCACCCGCGGACCGGCACGACGCUCCUCCACAACCUCCUCGCGUCCGACGACGACUCGUUUUACCACUGCACGACGUUCUGCGCGGGCUUUCCCAGCUGCUUUCUCUGGUUUGAAAAGUGGGGCAAGCGCCUCUUCUCACGUGCGAUUGCGCCGACGCGGCCCAUGGACUCGAUGCCUCUGCACUUUGAUUUGCCCCAAGAAGAUGAGUGCGCAACGAGUCUCCUCUCGCAUGGCGCGAGCUACUACCUCGCACUCGCCUUUAUGGCCCAAGAGACAUGCUUUCGCAAGUUCCUGACGCUGGCGCCCGAAGACGGCGCGACGCCCGAGGAUGAAGCCCGCUGGACGCUCGCGUUUACCUUUCUUGUCAAGAAGCUCACGCUGCGCUCCUCGCUGGUGCAGGCGCCGUCAACGAUGCGCCGCCGCCUCUUGCUGAAAUCGCCGAUCCAUACGGCGCGCGUGCCACUGCUCCGCAAGCUCUUUCCCAAGGCGACGUUCAUCUACCUCCACCGCGACCCGUACAAGGUGCUCCAAUCCUCCGCACACAUGGCCAACACCGCGUUCUGGUACAUUUACCUCAACACGCCGACGGACGAGCAAGUCACCGAGUACACGCUCUGGCAGUUCGAGCGCAUGUACGAUGUGUACUAUGCUGCGAGCCGCGAUGCAAGCACGGGCGCGUUGGCCGAAGACAUUCUCGAAGUGGCCUACACCGAUUUAGUGUCGUCAACCAUGCCGUCGCUCAAGCGUGUGUACGCCCACGCGGGCCUUGCCUGGACCGACAAGAUCGAAGCCAAGUUUGAGGCCCAAGUCGCGGCCUUGGCCGGCUACAAGGUCAACGAGUUCGUCGAGCUGCCACCGCGUCUCCGCGACGUGAUCCAGACGCGGGCUGCGGGCUACUUCAAGACGUUUGGCUAUGCCACGUAA